Oppiella nova is the source of this 2303-nucleotide messenger RNA. The record is from the annotation of a GenBank genome assembly. Lineage: Eukaryota; Metazoa; Arthropoda; Arachnida; Sarcoptiformes; Oppiidae.
ACAAAAUUAUGGUAUAUAAAUGCUAAGUUAAUUGUGUUCAAUUUAAAAAUUUUACUAAAGUAUCAACAAUGUGGAUCAUUUUAAACUUACUUGUGUUAUUUAUUGCUGCUGUUAAUUCAGCACCCUUAAAUGAUACAAAUGCACCACCAUAUAACGUAAUGUGUUAUUAUGGCGUAUGGGCAUGGUACAGGGAUAACCAUGGUGGUCGUGGCAAGUUUUGGCCGGAAUUGUCAAACCCAAUGCUCUGCACGCAUAUGAUGUAUGGGUUCGCAAAACUUGGUGAUGACAGCCUGGAAAUGGAGGUCAUGGACAAGGAUCUGGAUUUGGGUGAUACAGAAUAUACUAGUGGAGAGCCAUGGGGUUUAGGUAUGUUCCGUCGUGUGAAACACUUGCGUGAUGUCAACCCCAAUAUGAAAGCCAUUAUAUCUAUCGGGGGUUGGAAUGAGGGCUCAGACAAGUACUCAAAGAUGGCCAGUAGUCCGGACUCACGGAAAAAGUUUGUCGACUCAGCCCUUAAAUUUUUGCAAACAUAUAAUUUCGAUGGACUCGAUGUGGACUGGGAGUACCCGGGCUUUAAGGCCGUCAAAGAUGCCGACCGAACCCCCGGUAAUCCUAAGGAUAAGGACAACUUUAUCGCACUGUUACGUGAGCUCCGGGAUGCCCUCAAACCGCAUAACUAUUUACUGUCAGCGGCUGUAAGUGCGGGCAAAAAGACGAUUGACGUCUCGUAUGACGUGAAACAGUUGAAUGAGUUGUUGGACUUCAUUAACGUAAUGGCCUAUGAUUUUCAUGGAGGUGCCUGGGAUAAUAAGACCGGACAUAACGCUCCCCUAUAUCCCGAUCCUAAAGCCUCUGAGGAGGACAAGCAGUUGACGGUGUCGUAUGGUAUGGAGUAUUGGAUUAAAUUAGGGGCCAGUCCUAAAAAAUUGAUGAUGGGAAUGGCAACAUACGGCCGAACAUUUACCUUGAUAAAUCCUGCUCAACAUGGCAUCGGUGCGCCGGCAGAUAUUGGCUGGAAAGGCGGUAAAGAGGGACCAUAUACUGGAAUCGCGGGAAUGUUAGGUUACAAUGAGAUUUGCGAGUUUUUGAGCGCCGGGUGGACAGCCUAUCGAGACGACACCCAGAAAGUGGUGUACGCCGUGAGUGAUAAACAAUGGGUGGGUUAUGACGACGAGAUGUCCCUUAAGGAUAAGCUGUCGUACCUGAAGGGCAAAGGACUGGGAGGUGCUAUCGUGUGGUCCAUCGAUACGGACGACUUUCACGGCAAUUGCGGCGGACGUAAGCACCCAUUGAUUAAGACUAUUAGCCAAGAGCUCAAUGAGACAAAUGGGACGCCAUAUAACGUGGUGUGCUAUUGGGGCUCAUGGUCGUGGUAUAGAGAUAGUGGUGGAGCCAAAGGAAAGUUCGCACCCGAGAUGUCAAACCCCCUGUUGUGUACACACAUGAUGUACGGGUUCGCCAAACUCGGCGCCGGCGGUGAGAUAGAGGUCAUGGAAAAGGAUCUGGAUUUAGGCGACACUGACUACAAAAGUGGUCUACCCUGGGGAGAGGGUAUGUACCGGCGUAUUGAGCACUUGCGUGAUGUCAACCAUAAUAUGAAAGCCAUGAUAUCAAUCGGGGGUUGGAAUGAGGGGUCAGACAAGUACUCGCAAAUGGCCAGUAGUCCGGACUCACGGAAAAAGUUUGUUAACUCAGUCGUUAAGUUUAUACAAACUUAUAAAUUUGAUGGACUCGAUGUGGACUGGGAGUACCCGGGCUUUAAAGCUGUUGGUGAGGCCGACCGCGUACCCGGUAAUCCGAAAGAUAAGGAAAACUAUAUAUCGCUGUUACGUGAGCUCCGGAAUGCCCUCAAACCACACAACUAUUUACUGUCAGCGGCUGUAAGUGCGGGCAAAAAGACUAUUGACGUCUCGUAUGACGUGAAACAGUUGAAUGAGUUGUUGGACUUCAUUAACGUUAUGGCCUAUGAUUUUCAUGGCGGCGCCUGGGAGAAUAAGACAGGACAUAACGCUCCCCUAUAUCCCGACCCUAAAGCCUCGGAGGAGGACAAGGAGUUGACGGUGUCGUAUGGCAUGGAGUAUUGGAUUAAACAAGGGGCUAACCCUAAGAAAUUGAUGAUGGGAAUGGGUACAUAUGGCCGAUCAUUUACCCUGGCCAAUGCUGCCCAACAUGGUAUUGGUGCUGCAUGUGCCAGUGGCAGCAAAGGUGGUAAUGCCGGCCCCUAUACCAACGAAGUCGGUAUAUUAGGAUACAAUGAGGUAUACCCGCAGUGUUUGUAUAACUGUUUAAUGAAUUAUAAAUAA